UACUUGACAAACAUUCACGAGCAAAAAAUACUUGUGUUAGAAGAAGAGAUAUUGACUACAAUAUGCUUGGGGUUUCAACGUUUUGGUUUGCCGCCAUGGGAUUGAAACAUAAAGUCAUGUAUACAGGAUGUUUACUUGUUUUUACUAUUGGAGUUUUAGAGGCCAAUUUUAUAAGCAACCCGCCGAGCACGUGGUAUGACGGGUACAUAAAAUGUCGACACAAUAAUCAGACCAUGUUGAACUGGGUAAUGUGGAAGGAUGGAACAACGGACCUGAAAAUACAAUAUCCCGUUUGGCUCUACGGCUUCGAAGUGCGAAUCCACAACAAAAUUUCAGACAAAUUCUUCAAACUCGAUCAAUUACAAAACACCAGGACCGCCUAUGUUCGUUGCGAGGCGGGCUCAUUCGAGGACUAUACCCUUUUCAACUUUGAGCAAGCUCACAUAAUUUGUCAGAAUCAUACAAAUGGAACUAGGAAACUACUCACAGUGAAUCACACUAACUUGGACAAGUUUAAAAUAAGCAGGGAAAUUAUUAAUAUUUUGUUUUGGACACAAGCUGUGGAAGUCGGAACAUUUCUCAACUCGGAAGACUUCAUAGUGCAGUGUUUAAUGCUCAACCAUCAUGGCGAGUUACGAAAAGACAGCUGUGCAAAAAGCUAUUCGUCCGUCUGCGUAAACGCAACUGUUCACGACACUAUAUCGUACAUCGGACAAGAUUCGUUGGUGCAAAACUACGAUCCGACGUCAUCUAGCACACCCGUGGCAUCAUCCGCGGUUACUUCAGAGUUUGUGACGUCACAAGCCGAAGAAGAGGCAGAGGCGUCGUCUAUUGUUACAGGGGUUGUAUCAGCGCUUAGCUCAUGUGUGGUCGUACUGAUCUUCAUCAUCGCUGGUAUGUGCAUCAAGAGGAAACAAGGGAACAACACUAGAAUUAUCUUUCAACAGAACGAGCUUGUACAGCCCUCGAUAGUUCCGCAGGAAGUUAAUGACGACAACAGCGUUCAUGUUGAUGUAAUUUCCGACAAUAUAGCGGGACGUGAGGCAACACCGUACACCUCGCUCCAGAUGACAGAAAAGCAUCUGUACACUGCCUUGGUGGGACCCAGCUUCAUGUCAACAGAAACGUCUUUUGUAAUUGGUCGAAUAGCCAAUAGGGACUUUCACGUUGAGACACAGUUUGAAAUGUCAGAACGACAAGAGAACAAUUACGACGAACCUGAAAAUGACGGUCCAGGGGACACAAACUACGAUGAUGUCGAAGUGUUGGAAAAAGACAUACCAGGACAGACAAACACCGAAUCCGAGGCCACAACGUCGUAUUCGUUUGUUAAAUAAGGUUGGAACGAACUACGCUAAGAAAGGUCAAACUUACCCGGAUGUAAUCCAGCGCAGCUCAUUCCCGAUUACGGUGACUCAUCCUCUUAAGAUUCGACCCCCUCAAUCCCUAAAAACAAAUUGCAUCUGAAAUCGAUCACAUAACGAAAAUACGACACACACACGCAUUGGCAAAAUGAUAACGCAGGUUUGAAUAGUCGUGAUAUUUAUGCUACACACUACCUACUCCUACGUUAAAAAUUAACUUAGAAACAAAAAUGGAAAUGAGUAUAGUGUACUAAGAAUUUAAUUUCGAAUUAAACGUCGACAAAUUAAAAAAAAAUGUUUUAGCAACUUGUGUGAAAUAACUAUGUAAAUAUGUGAACAAUGUAACUUAAAAACACAAAUUCCAUGUAAUAAUGUACGUGAAUUAUGAUAUAACAAACGUGUUGAGCUAUUAAAAUCAUACAAAUUGUAAUUUUCUAAUUGGUGUAGUUGUGUUUUUUGUUUUGUUUUUUUCCUUUGUUUUUCCCUCAUCAAAUUAUCCUAAAUAGUUAAUUGUUGCAUAUACAAACCUUUAGUAUGUGUUUUGUAAAUAUAACUAAAAGAUAUCUUUGGGUUUAUUUUCUAAUACAGAUUUCUUUGUAUUGUAGUGUCACUGCCAUGUUUCACCCUAAACAUCAUAAUAAUGUAAAUAAUAAAUACACAUUUUGAAACAGGCAUUAUACGAAAAUGGUAUAUUAUUCAUUUCCUUGAUCAUGUAAAACCUUUUUUUUACCUAAAAUAUUUACUUCAUUAAUAUAUGUGAUAUGUAACAUGUAUAAAUCAUUAUUAGUCAGUCAUAUAAUGUGUGUGUUUUGUAAAUAUUCAAAAUAUAUAUAUGUUUGUUUUCAUUUCCUCAUACUUAUUUUUGUAUUGUAUUUUAAUAGCCAAGUUCCUCCUGAAACAUGAUAAAAAAGUAAAUAAAAUAAAAAUUCUGAAACGAGCAUUAUACGUAAAUGCUAUAUUAUUUAUUCACUUGACCAUGUUAUCUUAAAUACUUACUCCAUCAAUACAUGUGAUAUAUAACCUAUAUUAAUUAUUAUUAGCCGGGUAUAUAAUGUAUGUGUUAUGUGUAUAUUGAAAGCAUGGGAAAAUAUUGCCUUUUGUUCCUCACAUAAGAUCUAUCUAUCUUUCAUGCUGUCGACAACAAACAACUUUCCGACUUAGUUCAUACUAUGAUUAAGAUCAGUUGAAACUUAGACAAAGACCAUAUAAUGUAGUGUCUAAAAUAGGGGAAAAUACAGGUUUCCUCCGUGCAUAUAAACAUUAGCUUGUAUGUACGCUUAUUUUAUAACUACAAUAAAGUUGGAAAAUUAAAACUAUUUUACUAAGUUUUUUUUUCUAAAAUUACUUGGACGGCUUUGAUUUCAAGUAAUCAGCACCGUUUAUAAUGUAAUCGAGAAGCAUUUUGACAAAAAAAUAGGUAAGGCUUUCGAAACUUUUAACAUUGAAAUUAUUAUCAUAAUUGAGAAAUACGUCAACGCUAUUGUAUUACUUCUUCUUUAAUUAAAGAUCCACUAGAUUAGUAAACUAUCCUUAUUUUAUCUGUUUACUAGUUUGGUGCAUGCACAUUUUAAUCAAGAUUUCGUUUCUGUUGUUAGUUUUAAUUUGUUAAAUACUAUUAAUGAUUUUUCACCUGCAAUUGCAAAUUAGAUUGUUACUAUUUAUUUUGAAAUUAUAAACGUUUAACCUUAAAUACCUACAAAGACUAUUUCAAUACUUUGCGUAUUUGUUGUUCACAGAUUCCAACAAUGAAAAUAUCAUAGUUAUAAUAACGAUCUAAUGGACACUGCAAUAGAACAUUAUAUACACACUAAGUGCAUUCUUUUUAAUUAUUUUUUUAUAUUAUUUGUUGAAUUUGAAUUAUUGUCACAUCUUAAUAUCAUUUUACAGACAUUGUGUUUUUGUCAUCCAAUGAUUAGUUAACAAGAAACAUUUUAUUUAUUGUCUUAUAAAUAAAGUCACAAGUUUUGUGUAUUUGUGUAAUGUCAUUUUUAACGUUGUCCAGAUUUGGCAAAUUGUAAUUUGCACCACAGUUCUAGUUUAGUCCCUAUAAUACUUAAUUUAUCUAUGUUCUGUCUGAUUGCACUGGUCGAAAUCCAGUAGUUUUAUCGUCAAAUGUUACCAUUGGAGUUCAUUUCGUUUGAUCUUUAUCGCUUUUUGGAAUUUCGAAAGGUUUACUAAAAAUUAUUUAUGAAGCUUCGGAGGUCAUAAAAAUGUUUUUGAAAAAAGAAAAAAAAUACCCAUAUUAAGAACAAAUUAUUCAUUAACUCCCAAGCCAGUCGUCCUCACGGUUAUGCUUAAAAGAAUAAUUUUGUCCAACACAAAGACCAAACGCUAAAAAAUAACAAUAAACACAAACUUUAUAUUAAGUAAUCUUACACGUCAGCAUGAUUACGUCCCACAUGUGUAUAUGAGUAUAAUUAAGUAAUGCUUAUUAUCCAGGUGUCUGUUGAUUUAUAAUUUAAUGAACGUAUUUCUGAAAAUAUGACUAUUUAAUUGAAGGUUUAACAUCAAACAUGUAUUUUGUUUAGAUUACUUUGUUUGCAUGUGUUUGUUGUUGUUGUUGAUUUCAAAACACUUUGUCAGCGUUAUAUUCUGUUAUGAAAGUAAAAAUACAAUGUGU
Dreissena polymorpha is the source of this 3984-nucleotide messenger RNA. RefSeq lists its product as uncharacterized. Bases 63 to 1337 code for a protein of 424 amino acids. NCBI's taxonomy places the organism in Eukaryota, Metazoa, Mollusca, Bivalvia, Myida, Dreissenidae. The record is from RefSeq and is a predicted model, not a curated record. The transcript is spliced from 12 exons.